AUGCCAGGUGAGGGAGGUAGUGGGUCACCUGAACUUGAUGAAGGAUUUGAUGUGGGAAUGGGGAAGGGUAUAAAGUGUGAAUGUAUUUUGGCCUUCACCAAGCUUUUCGUCUCACUCAAAACCAGCCUACAGGAGUCAGCGGAGACAACUGUGAUGGUGGUUACCAUCCAUGCUGGACCCCCUGACGGUUUGCUGAAAGGCACAGAAUGUGACUGUCUCAGCUCCUUGCCCAUGAAGCUCCUUGCCCAUGAAGACGCUUCUAAAAGGAGAGCUAUGAACUUCAGUGAAAGACAUCAGAAAUUAGUAGAUGUAAACUACUGCAAGAAAUUGCAUGUCCAAUCACUAAGAAAGAUACAGAAUCAAGUCAGGGACCAAAUGGUGCAGAACGAAAAUGAUGACCGUGUGGAGCGCAGGAGAUUCCUCAGAUUAUUACAGAAUGAACAAUUUGAGUUGGAUAUGGAAGAGGCCAUUCAAAAGGCAGAAGAAAACAAAAGAUUGAGGGAACUUCAGAUUGAACAAGAAGAAAAAUUGGCUAUGGAAUUGGCCAAACUAAAACAUGAAAGUCUAAAGGAUGAAAAGAUGAGGCAACAAGUAAGAGAAAACAGUAUUGAGCUCAGAGAAUUGGAGAAGAAAUUAAAAGCAGCUUACAUGAAUAAAGAAAGGGCAGCUCAGAUUGCAGAGAAGGAUGCCAUUAAACAUGAGCAAAUGAAACGUGAUGCUGAAAUAGCCAAAAUCAUGAUGGAAGAACACGAGAGAGCAAUAAAGGAAGAGAAUGCUGCAGAGAACAAACGGAAUAAAGUAAAAGCACAGUAUUAUCUUGACUUGGAGAAACAACUUGAGGAACAAGAAAGGAAAAAGCAGGAAGCUUAUGAGCAGUUACUGAAAGAGAAACUCAUGAUUGAUGAAAUUGUUAGGAAAAUCUAUGAAGAAGAUCAAUUGGAAAGACAACAAAAGUUAGAAAAAAUGAAUGUAACUCGAAGGUACAUAGAAGAGUUUCAGAAAGAGCAGGCUCUCUGGAGAAAAAAGAAACGUGAGGAGAUGGAAGAAGAAAACAGAAAAAUCAUAGAGUUUGCCAACAUGCAGCAACAAAGAGAAGAAGAUCGAAUGGCAAAAGUUCAAGAAAAUGAGGAAAAAAGGCUGCAGCUUCAGAAUAUGCUGACUCAGAAAUUGGAAGAAAUGCUGCGGCAACGUGAAGAUUUGGAACAAGUGAGACAAGAAUUAUACCAGGAAGAACAAGCUGAAAUACAUAAGAUGAAACUAAAAGAGGAAGCAGAAGAGAAAUUAAGAAAGCAAAAGGAGUUGAAACAAGAUUUUCUAGAACAAAUGGCCCUGAAGGAACUAGUACUCCAGGCUGCAAAAGAGGAAGAGGAGACCUUUAGAAAAGCUACGCUAGCUAAGCUUGCUGAGGAUGAUCGAAUAGAACUGCUGAAUGCUCAGAAGCAAAGAAUGAAGCAGCUAGAACACAGGAGGGCUGUGGAAAAGCUUAUCGAAGAGCGUCGCAACCAGUUCCUUGCAGACAAACAACGUGAACUGGAAGAAUGGCAGUUGCAGCAAAGACGACAAGGAUGUAUUAAUGCAAUUAUUGAAGAAGAAAGACUAAAACUUCUCAAAGAACAUGCUACAAAAUUACUAGGAUAUCUUCCUAAAGGAGUAUUUAAAAAGGAGGAUGAUAUCGAUAUGCUUGGUGAAGAGUUUAGAAAAGUAUAUCAGAAAAGGAGUGAAAUUUGUGAAGAGAAGUGA
Molecule: messenger RNA, 1740 nt
Organism: Puma concolor (puma)
Lineage: Eukaryota; Metazoa; Chordata; Mammalia; Carnivora; Felidae
Source: RefSeq, a predicted model, not a curated record